ACAUCAGUCAGGCAGUCAGUCAGUUGUGAUGGUGGUUACGUUCGUCUUCUGUCAAGCUUUGGUCAGCCAAAGCUGAAAAUUGGUGGUUGUGGCACUCGAAGGUCUCACAGCCUACCUAGAUUGGGAAAUAGGAAGAAAGAAACAGAAAAAAACUCAGGAAUAACGUGAAUCUAUCUGCAGGUAUCGUGUUGUAGACUGGUCUCGCCUUCUGCAGCAGUGUUCUGGUGGGAGGAUUGCGUCAACAACCACCACACUAAAGUGAAACAAAUUACGCAUCAACUAAAGGGAAAAUGGACUAGAAGUUUGAUUAGUGAAACCAAUCCAAGCAGGCCAACAACGUUACGUUACGUGGGUCGGGCGUAGAGAGACCGAAGAAGAUGUCGUCAUUCAGUGAGUGCUAGAAAAGAUCCAAGUGUGCCGUGAAAGCAACAAAGUCUACAGAAAACAUCCAAGUGUGCGAAGAAAAGGGGUUCAAGGAUACGGGGCCAGGGGAUCAACAACAUCAGCUGCUCGGACCAUAUUGACGAAGAGUUGUGGGCAGGGGGCAAUUGAGUAUCCCACAGGCAGCGAGCACAUCACAGGCCCAAGAAUGCUGUAGUGGCAAAGGGGGGAAUGUUUUCCUUUCUCCUUCCUUUGCCAACGUAAAUGUAUCAGCACCUUUUGUUUACCCGACUACUGCGUUCGACGGACGAGAGCAAAAAACCUUCGAGGGAAACAAACAGUGACGGCCAGCAGACGGUAACCCCGAUUCACGUUCUGCGCCUACUGUGGUUACACAAGACGGCGGAGCCAAACAUCGUCAGCUGAAAGUUUGUAAUCUGCGAGAGAAUCCAUCUAGUAGUCGUCACAUUGCCACAACACCAUCAUCCAAUCCAAUCGAACACUGUGUGCGCGAUGGAAGAAGAAUCGUAAACGCUUCAGUUUGAAAUUGGCUGACAGAGGGCCCUAAGUGCGGAAGAACAAAGAAACGUAAUAUAUCGAGUGUUUCGGUGGACUUUGUGCGAUUCUUUGUGGCAAGAGGCGAAAUUUGAGAGAGCCAGAACGAAGAAGAUGGCCGAUUUCGAUGCGAUAUACGAGGAACAGGAACUGGCCGAGCCGGAAGAUCUGGAGGAGGGCCACGUUCAGAUGGUGCCGGAUCCGAUCGUCAUACGUGGGGCAGGAAAUAUGACAGUAUUCGGUCUGAGCAAUCGCUUCAACGUGCAGUUCCCAGCCGGUCUGGUGUCGCGCGUUGCCCCCGAAGAGUUCAAAGCCACCAUCCUGCGGAUCAAUGCGGUCCUCAAGAAGACACUUCCGGUCAACGUGAAGUGGCUGUUUUGCGGCUGUGUGUGCUGCUGUUGCACCCUCGGAUGUUCCCUAUGGCCUGUGAUAUGUUUAAGUAAGAGGACUCAACACACUAUGAACAAGCUGCUCGAGUGGGAGAACAGCCAUCUGUACCACAAACUGGGUCUUCACUGGCGGCUUAGCAAGCAGCACUGCGACUCCAACUCGAUGAUGGAGUACGUGCUGCUGAUAGAGUUCAUACCCAAAACUCCGAUCUACCGUCCGGACUAAUUGGGAGGGUUCUUCCUUUGCUGAAUUGUGUUUUCACUUUCGUUUGUAAUGGUGGUCUCCGAUACCCCAAAACUAAGCGACUGAACGGUAGGGGCUUGACCCCAUGACCCCUCUAUUGUGUAUAAGAAUUUCCAAGAUGGGUUUCCACCACUACUUGAAAGUGCUCUGAUACCGAAUGUCGGACGAUCGGAACCACUGGAUACCAACUUUAUUACGUUAUCAUAGAACUAGUAGUUGUAAUUGUGAAGCGUUUUUGUCGGUAGAAUUUAGUUGAUCCUCUCUGUUUUUGAGGGCAGCAAGUACCCUGCUACUCGCUCAAGAGUAGUCGGUGAUCGUCAGAAAAAAAUGCGUAUUGUUUAUAUAUUCGAAUUAAUUGUACAAAAAAAUCUGAAUCGAAUUCGUUAUUGGACAGCAACACUUUGUUUCUUGAGAAAAUGAAUAUUCAUUAGGAUCGCAGUCGUAGAUUAUUCAAGGUUUAAUCGUUGCGGUCCGAUGGGCAGCAAAGACACAGAAUUAUCCAAGUGAGAACGAAUAUUUGUAAUCUUGAAUUUAAAGAAGAAACAAAAAACAAAACACUCAAGUGAUCUUAGGCAAGCAACAAAUAGAAGAGAGCGAAAAACCAUAUAAAUGAGAUACAAAGAUACUACAAUACUAAAUGCCAACUGGCAUUUUCGAAGCUCGGUACACGUAAUCGAGCGGUGAUGAUUUCUGAUUAAAAAAAAAACACGCGAUAAAGCGCGCAAAUGCGAGCAAAUAUUUAGCACUAGAAAGUGAUUGUGUAUAGUGUAUAGAGAAUUGUUUAGCCAUUUAAGAUGAAGCAAAUACAGAAUGGAAGAAAUUAUUUGAA
Aedes aegypti (yellow fever mosquito) is the source of this 2398-nucleotide messenger RNA. Its product is annotated as cysteine-rich hydrophobic domain-containing protein 2. Lineage: Eukaryota; Metazoa; Arthropoda; Insecta; Diptera; Culicidae. The record is from RefSeq and is a predicted model, not a curated record. The transcript has 3 exons. The coding region runs from base 1051 to 1551 and encodes 166 amino acids.